This is a messenger RNA of Corylus avellana, 882 nucleotides long. RefSeq lists its product as uncharacterized. Lineage: Eukaryota; Viridiplantae; Streptophyta; Magnoliopsida; Fagales; Betulaceae. The record is from RefSeq and is a predicted model, not a curated record.
CCUUUUAUUUGUUCAAUACUUCAAUCCAUCCUCUGCAAUUUCAUACUUCGAAAAUUAAUUGAGCUCCGGCCAUCAUGGGAAAUAGCUUGGGAGCUAAAAAGACAGCCAAGGUGAUGAAGAUUAAUGGGGAGACGUUGAAGUUGAAGAUUCCGGUGGAGGCAGGGGAGGUGGUGAAGGACUACCCGGGUCAUGUUUUGUUGGAUUCCGAGGCGGUUAAGCAUUAUGGGGCUCGAGCCAAGGCUUUAGAAGCGAGCCAGAAGCUGGAGCCGAGGAGGCUCUACUUCCUAGUCGAGUUGCCGCAGACGCCGAUAGCGCAAGUUCCGAGGAGAGCCCGGUCGGGGAUAAACAUGAGCGCCAAGGACCGGCUUGAGAGCCUCAUGCUAGCUCGCCGGUCGGUGUCGGACCUUUCGUGCAUGAAGCCGACAAGCAUUAUGGCCGAGGAGUCCGGGACGCGUGUCAGAAUGAGGCUUCCCAAGGCAGAGGUGGAGAAGUUGUUGAAGGAAAGCAGAGACGAGGCGGAGGCGGCUGAGAAGAUUAUGGAUCUCUGCCGGGCCCAGACCCGGAAUGUCGGGGAGCAUGAAGUUCCAGCAAAGGGGCGCGAGCUCGACAGCCAACAAGAGCAUUGGAAGCACGGCAGCCAUGGAGGUGUUAAAGAGGGUAUCAAGGGUCGUGAUCAGAAGCAAAAGAGAGUGAGUUUCAUGCCGGUCAAUGAAGGAGAGAUUCAAAUAGCUGUGGCUUCCAGAUGAAAUAUUGAAGAAUACUCGAGACUUUGUAGUAGCUUUUUACAUUCUCUUCAUUUUGAUGAGAGAGAGAACUAAUGAGCCCCCCCAUAUAUACUUGGGUGGUGCGUUUUAGUUUUGUACAUGGUACAAGUUGUUUGAU